AUGGCCGAGACAGCCUCCGCGGGCGCAAGCCAACCCUCCCACCCAAAGCUGACCGGCAGGGCUUUCUACGAGAGUAUUGGGAGCCCCAAAGUGAUCGUGGCUCCCAUGGUCGAUCGCUCAGAAUUCGCUUGGAGACUCCUGACCCGGUCCUACCUAGACAAAGAGCGGUCGAAGUCGAUGCUGGCCUACAGUCCGAUGUUCCACGCAAGACUGUUCAAAGAUUCUGCCAGAUUCCGCGAUGACCAUUUCCAGCCCACGAAGAGCAGUUUGGCCUCGACGGAGAAGUCUCCGUCACCUCCUUGGCUAGACGGGAACCCGAAAUUCGACAGACCUCUAUUCGUGCAGUUCUGCGCGAACAAGCCCGAAGAGCUACUGGAAGCUGCGCGGUACGUCGCUCCGUACUGUGACGCGGUGGACCUGAACCUCGGAUGUCCUCAGGGAAUUGCCAGGUCUGGCCACUAUGGUGCAUUUUUACAAGAAGACUGGGACACCAUCUAUAAGUUGAUCAACACAUUGCACAAGGAGCUGUCCAUUCCUGUGACGGCCAAAAUGAGGAUUCUGGAAACUCGAGAGAAGACGCUCGAGUACGCGAAGAUGAUUCUUUCGGCGGGUGCAAGCAUUCUGACCGUCCAUGGCCGGCAGCGCGAGCAGAAGGGCCAUAAGACAGGGCUUGCAGAUUGGUCGGCAAUCCGGUAUUUACGAGAUAACCUACCCCUUGAGACAGUCCUCUUCGCCAACGGGAACAUCCUCAACUCGGGAGAUAUCGAAACCUGUCUGGCCGCGACCGGAGCCGACGGCAUCAUGAGCGCCGAAGGCAACCUAGCUGAUCCCACUAUCUUUUCUGAGCCACCCAAGGAGCAUGAUCCGCGACAAUAUUGGUACGGGCGUGAUGGCAAAGGAGGAUACCGGUUGGACGCUGUGUUUAGGCGCUAUCUGGACAUUAUCUACAAAUACUGUCUGGAGCAAGACCCACCAGUUCGGGCUCCCUUGUAUAUCCCCGGCGAUCCCAAGACCGGAGACGAUACCCCCCAGCCGAUACUGGUCGAGGAGGAGGAAGACGAAGGCCCCAAGAGGAAGAAAAGAAAGCGGAAUGUGCAAGAGAGUGUGGGCCCGAGCCCGAACCUCAAGUCGAUGCAGGCCCAUUUGUUCCAGCUUCUCCGACCCAUGCUCGCCCAGCACACGGACAUCCGCGACACACUUGCCAAAACGAAGUCAGGCGAGGUGGCCAAGUUCGAGAAGAUCCUGAGCAUGGUCGAAGCAGCGGUGCGGAAAGGUCUUGACCAAGACCACGAGCCCUCUGCAAGCCAGCCAGCCGAUGUAGAUGCAGAUGCAGAAACAGCCACGGCUCUGCCAUCAGCGGGAGAAAACACGCCUGAAAAUGCAGCCGAGUCGACGCCCAGACAGAAGACAGAAGCCAUAUACAAGAGGCCCUGGUGGGUGUGUCAGCCGUACAUCCGGCCACUGCCAGAGGAGGCCAUUGAGAAGGGGUCUUUGCAACUCAGCAAGAAAGAAUUAAAGGCCAGGAUGGCUGCACAAGAAAGAGAGGCUGCUGAGGCGGAGGCUGAGAAGAAGGCUGAGGCCGAGACGAAGGCUGAGGCCGAGGUGAAGGCAGAGGCAAUAGAGGCGAAGGCAGACCAUCCCAAUCCCAUUCCCAAUCAGAGGAACGGCGUCGAUGGUACGACUGAUCGACCAGAACACAAACACACCAGUCCUGUAGAUGUGAAUGGGAAUGUGAAUGGAUCGGAACAACCCCUGGGGCCAGACCCGACUACGGCCUCAGGCGAACUGCCGAAUCCGAAGGCCGGUCUGGUCUGUGGCUGA
Messenger RNA from Capronia epimyces CBS 606.96, 1821 nucleotides. RefSeq names its product tRNA-dihydrouridine synthase 1. Gene Ontology annotation, molecular function: tRNA dihydrouridine synthase activity; flavin adenine dinucleotide binding. The coding region runs from base 1 to 1821 and encodes 606 amino acids. Gene Ontology annotation, biological process: tRNA processing. The transcript is spliced from 2 exons. NCBI's taxonomy places the organism in Eukaryota, Fungi, Ascomycota, Eurotiomycetes, Chaetothyriales, Herpotrichiellaceae. The record is from RefSeq and is a predicted model, not a curated record.